Pteronotus mesoamericanus is the source of this 1330-nucleotide messenger RNA. It is a transcript of the gene GTF2A2, whose product is annotated as general transcription factor IIA subunit 2. The transcript is spliced from 5 exons. The record is from RefSeq and is a predicted model, not a curated record. The coding region runs from base 152 to 481 and encodes 109 amino acids. NCBI's taxonomy places the organism in Eukaryota, Metazoa, Chordata, Mammalia, Chiroptera, Mormoopidae. Gene Ontology annotation, molecular function: RNA polymerase II general transcription initiation factor activity; TBP-class protein binding. Gene Ontology annotation, cellular component: transcription factor TFIIA complex. Gene Ontology annotation, biological process: RNA polymerase II preinitiation complex assembly; transcription initiation at RNA polymerase II promoter.
UCUGCGGCUGCCGGCGAGGUGGUGGAGGAAGUAGGUACCUGCUGCUGGGUUCCUCGCCGUGCUGGUUCUGUCUACUCGACUGCGUGAAGCGCCUUCCUCACAGGACAUCAAUGCAAGACUGAAUAAGAAAAACAGUUUCUUCCUCUAAGCCAUGGCCUAUCAGUUAUACAGAAAUACCACCUUGGGAAACAGUCUUCAGGAAAGCCUCGAUGAGCUCAUACAGUCUCAACAGAUCACUCCCCAACUUGCCCUUCAAGUUCUACUUCAGUUUGAUAAGGCAAUAAAUUCAGCAUUGGCUCAGAGGGUCAGAAACAGAGUCAAUUUCAGGGGCUCUCUAAAUACAUACAGAUUCUGCGAUAAUGUCUGGACUUUUGUAUUGAAUGAUGUUGAAUUCAGAGAGGUGACAGAACUUAUUAAAGUGGAUAAAGUGAAAAUUGUAGCCUGUGAUGGUAAAAAUACUGGCUCCAAUACUACAGAAUGAAUAGAAAAAUGGCUUUUUUUAUGCCAUCUUCUGUUACUGUUCAUCACUUUUUAAAGAGAAGCAUAGAAGAGACUUUUUUAUUUAUUCUAGCAUUACAGAAAUGACUACACUGUGCUAUUCUAUCAGAGAAUCCAGUAGAAAGAAGCUUCUAACUCUGUAGCCUCUUAUAUUACCUUGAUUAUACAACAUGAAGAAACAGAACUUUUUUUUAAUGGUAAAUCAAACGUCGUUGCCUUCCUAAUAACAUUCUUUAAUAAACUCAUUUUAAAAUUCAAUGUGGGUAAUAACUGGUAAAACUAUUAAGGUAGCAAUAUGAAAAUAUAUAAACAUUUUGAAAGAACACCGCAUUCCUAGCAAAAGAAAUUAGAAAAUACAUUCAUUUCAGUAAAGUCAGUUAGCUUUAUCUAUUGUAACAGAUGAUAAAAGCAUCAGCAGGAGCAAAACCUAAUUCUGGAUUGGAAUUUUACUUAAAGAAUCCCUUUUUCAAAAAUACAAAGCGGCCCUGGCUUAUAUGGCUUGGUGGAUUGAGCGCCAGCCUGAGAGCCAAAGGAUCACUGGUUCAUCUGCUAGCCAGGGCACAUGCCUGGCUUGUGGGCCAGGCUCCUAAUGGGAGGUGUGCAAGAGGCAGCCAGUUUAUGUUUCUCUUCCCUCCUUUCUCCCUCCUUUCCCCUCUAAAAAAAAUCUUUUUAAAAAAUUACAAGUACAAAACCAGGUAAUCAUCAGUGUAAAAACAUACUACGUACAACUGAAUUAGGAAAAGUUAGGCAAUCUUUAGACAGCUUCCAUAGCCAAAACAAAAUUUAAAAAAAAAAAAACAAAACUAUUUCCGAACAAAAUAGCCUCUACACA